Cynara cardunculus var. scolymus (artichoke) is the source of this 1597-nucleotide messenger RNA. Its product is annotated as lysophospholipid acyltransferase LPEAT1. Bases 142 to 1362 code for a protein of 406 amino acids. The transcript is spliced from 8 exons. The record is from RefSeq and is a predicted model, not a curated record. Gene Ontology annotation, molecular function: lysophosphatidylethanolamine acyltransferase activity. NCBI's taxonomy places the organism in Eukaryota, Viridiplantae, Streptophyta, Magnoliopsida, Asterales, Asteraceae. Gene Ontology annotation, biological process: phospholipid metabolic process. Gene Ontology annotation, cellular component: endoplasmic reticulum.
CACUGCCACCACCACCAUCCCCAAAUACCCAAUCUCUACUGCCACUCUCCCCCAUUUCAUCCACCACAUGGUGUGUCUCCUAUCAGAUAUAAACAAUCAAAAUCAACAUCAAAUCGAAUAAGGUUAACGUCUGCGUCAUAAAUGGAUUCAGAACUCCAAGAUUUAUCUUCAAAACCCCAAUCUCCCACUUCUCAACCCAAUCUUGAAGACGUUUCCGAGAAGGAUGAUAGCCCCCUCCUCAGCUCCACCACCACCACAUCCACCUGCACCUCUAGAACCACCACUGGCGCCGACAAAUCCUCCUCAUCCACACCCCUUCCCAGCAUCGAAGAGCUCGAGAAGAAAUACGCCGCGUUUGUCCGACACGAUGUGUAUGGCGCCAUGGGACGUGGAGAGCUACCCUGGACCGAGAAGUUUUUGUUAGGAAUUGCGCUCAUCACGCUCCUCCCGAUACGGGUGGUGCUGGCAACAACGGUUGUUGUCUUGUACUACUUGAUUUGUAGGGUUUGUACUCUGUUUAUGGCGCCAAAUCGGGAGGACGGGCAGGAGGAUUAUGCUCACAUGGGUGGCUGGAGGAGAACGGUUCUCUUUUGGUCUGGAAGAGUUCUUUCUAGGAUUAUGCUUUUCGCCUUUGGAUUUUAUUGGAUUCAUGAGUCUUCGAGGAAUCCAGAAAUCGAUGGAAGUUUCAACAAUGAGGCGGAUAGCAAUGACCAAUCUGAGGAAAAUGAAAGACCUGGAGUAAUCAUAUCAAACCAUGUGUCACAUAUGGAUAUUUUGUACCAUAUGUCUUCGUCAUUUCCGAGUUUUGUUGCCAAGAGAUCAGUGGGCAAGCUUCCUCUGGUUGGCCUUAUAAGCAAGUGCCUUGGUUGUGUAUAUGUCCAGCGGGAGUCGAAAUCUUCAGAUACAAAGGGCGUCUCAGCUGUUGUCAAUGAGAGAAUUCAGGAAGCUCACCGAGAUAAGUCUGCACCCAUGAUGAUGCUUUUUCCAGAAGGGACAACUACAAAUGGGGAUUACAUACUUCCAUUUAAAACUGGUGCAUUUUUGGCGAAGGCUCCUGUUCUUCCUGUCAUUUUGAGAUAUCCUUAUGAGAGAUUUAGCCCUGCAUGGGAUUCCAUAACUGGGGUGCGUCAUGUGAUCUUGCUGCUGUGUCAAUUUGUAAAUAAUAUGACGGUAACAAGGUUGCCAAUUUAUUACCCCUCACAAGAAGAAAAGGAUAAUCCAAAACUAUAUGCCGAAAAUGUUCGGAGAUUGAUGGCUCGUGAGGGUAACUUAAUAAAAUCAGACAUUGGUUUAGCGGAGAAACGCGUAUAUCAUGCGGCCCUCAAUGGUAGGCCUAAUGUUUUGCAUGAGAAAGACGAUUGAUUGAUUGAUGAUAGGUUUGACGGGCAGACUCCGAAAUGAUAUAAUACGUUGGUUAUCAUUUUAGUCGAGUUGGUGAAAACACAGCAAUGCAGAUGUUUCCUGCUGCAUGUAAUCGUUACUUCAGGAAACGAAAUGAAUAAAAUGUGUUGUUAAACCAUACACACAGAAUUUCUUUGAUUUAGUGGCCUAAAUAGAAAGCUGAUUGAAAGUAAUCCUGAAGCAUCUCUUUUCUGUU